Molecule: messenger RNA, 642 nt
Organism: Theobroma umbraticum
Lineage: Eukaryota; Viridiplantae; Streptophyta; Magnoliopsida; Malvales; Malvaceae
Source: RefSeq, a predicted model, not a curated record
AUGGUGCAGAAGAAUCAAAUUCAGGGUCGCCAAAAGAUCGCGAUGAAGAAGAUAGCAAAGAAGAACAAUCUUCAAGUAACUUUCUCUAAACGUCGUACCGGGCUCUUUAAGAAGGCUAGUGAACUUUGCACACUUUGCGGGGUCGAUGUUGCGAUCAUAGUCUUCUCCCCUGCAGGCAAGGUCUUCUCUUUCGGCCACCCUCAGGUUGAGUCCACCAUUGAUCGGUUCCUCACUCGAAGCCCCUCUCUUCAUGUCUCUAAUACGCAUAGCCUUGUUGAAGCUCAUCGAAAUGCUAAUAUCCAGGGGCUUAAUGUACAAUUAACUCGACUGCUAGAGAUGUUAGAAGUCCAGAAAAGGAAGGGAGAAGCACUUGAGGAGAUAAGGGAAGCUGGGCGGCGGCAAUGCUGGUGGCAAGCCCCGAUCGACGAACUUGGAUUGAAUGAGCUAAAACAGUUGAGAAUUGCGCUUGAGGAGCUAAACAGGAAUGUCAAAAACCAAGCCCACAAGGUGUUGGUUGAGUCCAACUGCUGGCAGUUUUUGGCAGCAAAUGGUAUUGGCGGAGGUGUUAACAAUGAAGCCAAUGAAAUGAAGGCUGCUUCGAGUGUUACUCAAGUGUAUAAUUUGGGUCAUGGCCUGUUCUGA